UGGCGCCGUGACCCGGAUUCGCCGAGAGCAGAAAUCUGUCUGCUAAAACAAAGAUACAUGCGGACAUUUAACUUGCACUAGCACCACCAUUCAAGCUACAGCUGGUCAGGAGGUAACCAAUGAGCUAAUAUCACUGCACGGCGGGGAGGGCGGGGUCUAGCGGCAGCAUCACCUCCUCUCCACCACAGCCUCUUCGCUCGGGUGCUGCUGAUGCUGAGGUGCUACCGGAUGCGAUGGACACGGUGUUACACACAUUAGAACUUCAUACAUGAUGUACAUCGAUUACCAGCCAGGGCGUCUACUAAGAUAAUGAGGAAGAGGAGAAACUGGAAUUCUCUCAAGAGCCUCGGAACGAUUCUGUGAAGUCUCAAUGAAAGCGGCGGUGGUACUUCACUAGUCUUCCAGGACAUGGCUAAGAAAACGCGUGCAAAGGGCGAGAAGCCUGAAGCGCUUAUCUCUGCCCUACAGGCGGCCAAUGAGGACCUCAGAUCCAAGCUUACUGACAUUCAGAUAGAGCUCCACCAGGAAAAAUGCAAGGUGACCAAGCUGGAGCGGGACAAGGUGCAGGAGGUGAAGCGGGUGCGGGAGCAGGAGCAGCACCGCCACACGGCCACGCUGACGGAGCAGCGGGCCAAGUGGCACGAGGAGAAGCAGAAGGAGGUGCAGGCGCUGCGGGAGGCCCUGGCGCGGCAGCACGAGCAGGAGCUGGCGCGCCACGCCAAGAUCAAGGACCAGGAGAGCCAGCGGCUCAAGGCCGCGCUCAACGCCAUGCGCGACGGCAGCGGCGAGAAGGUGCGCACGGCCCUGACCCUGGAGGCCAAGGAGGACGCGCGGCGCUUCUUCGACCAGGAGCGGGUGAAGCUGCUGCAGGAGAUCGUGGAGCUCAAGUCCACCAAGAAGCAGACGGACGAGGCCCUGAGCAACAUGAUCCAGUCGGACAAGAUGAAGGCGGGCGACCUGCGCGUGGAGCACCAGCAGCACCAGGAGCAGAUCUCCAAGAUCAAGUGGGACUGUGAGAAGGACGUCCGCAGGCUGGUGGAUGAAAUCAAGUCCAAAGACCGCUCCAUCUUCUCCCUGGAGAAGGAGCUGGAGUCGACGUCAGGCUACCUGCAGAAGCUGCAGCUGCAGAAGGACGCUCUGGACGAGCAGCUGUUCCUGGCCAAAGAGGCCGAGUGCGGCCUGGGCAGCCCCAAGCGAGAGAUCCCUGGCAGGGCGGGCGACGGGGCGGAGCACUGCGGCAGUCCAGACAUGAGGAGAAACCAGCGUCGAACGGCUGAACUCAACUCAACGAUACGCAAGCUGGAAGACCGCAACUCACUCCUAGUGGAUGAGAGGAAUGAGUUGCUGAAGCGAGUGCGAGAAUCAGAAAAACAGUGCAAGCCGCUGCUGGACAAGAACAAGCUGCUGAACAAAAGGAACGACGACCUGACCCAAACCCUUCAGAAACUUGAAGAUAAGGCCAAGAGCCUGGCCAAAGAGAACCUGGAAAUGAAGGAGAGGAUGAGCUCCCACGCUCCGCUGAAGAAGCUCAAGUCUCUGAACGACCUGGACCAGGCUCACGACGAGCAGGAGCUGGCCUUCCUCAAGCUGCAGGUCCUGGAGCAGCAGACCAUGGUGGACGAGCUCACCAGAGAUAGAGAAAAACUUCUGAGGAAGAAGAGGCAUAAAAGAAGUUCCAGGCCAAUAAAGAGGCACAUCGUGGUGGACACAUUCUUCGGCUAUGACGAGGAGUCCAUGGACUCUGAGACCUCCUCCGUGGCCUCUUUUAGGAUGGAACGGACCCCUGCUACCCCUGAUGAAGACAUGCACCAGGGUUUGGCCAAUGAGGAGUCGGAGCUGCGGUUUCGCCAGCUGACCAGGGAGUACCAGGCGUUACAGCGAGCCUAUGCGCUGCUGCAGGAACAGAAAGGAGGCUUACUGGAUGCAGAGAUGGAGGCCAAGGCCCAAGAUCAGCUCCAGGCGGACGCUCUGCGCUACAAGGCCAAGAUAGAGGACCUAGAGAACGAGCUGAACCUCAAAGGGCAGGACUCGAAAUGGGUGGAAGAAAAGCAGCUGUUCCUGCGUCGGAACCAGGAGCUUCUGGAUCAGAUGGAGAGGACAGAGAGUGAUUCCAGCCGGCUUCAGCAGGAGCUUCAAGACUCCAAGGAUCAGAACGAACUCUUGGAGUUCAGGAUACUGGAGCUGGAGGAGCGUGAAAGGCACUCCCCUCCCUUCAACCAUCUGCGGCUGCACCCGUUCUCUGAAGGUGUCAGCGCGCUGCAGAUCUACUGCAUGAAGGAAGGAGUAAAGGACGUGUGCAUACCUGAUCUCAUCAAACUGCUCGAUAUUCUCGGAGACAACGGAAAUCUACGUAAUGAAGAGCAGGUGGCCAUUAUUCAGGCUAGCACUGUGUUGUCUCUCGCGGAGAAGUGGAUCCAGCAGAUCGAAGGGACAGAAGCGGCACUGCACCAGAAGAUGAUAGACUUGGAGAUAGAGAUGGAAAUGUUCUGUAAGCAGAAAGGGUAUCUGGAAGAGGAACUGGACUACAGAAAACAGACCUUGGACCAGGCUUAUUUGCAAAUCCAGGAGUUAGAAGCCACACUCUACAAUGCCCUGCAGCAAGACAAGGUGAUCAAGUACGGGGAGCCGCUGGACGAGCUGCAGAAGGACGAGCUGCGGACGUCGGUGGAGAAGCUGAGGAGGCAGAUGCUCAGGAAGAGUCGCGAGUACGACUGCCAGAUCCUCCAGGAGAGGAUGGAGCUGCUGCACCAGGCGCACCAGAGAAUCCGUGACCUGGAAAACAAGACAGACAUCCAGAGGAGACAAAUAAAAGAUUUAGAGGAAAAGUUCCUCUUUCUUUUCUUGUUCUUCUCCCUUGCCUUCAUUCUUUGGCCUUGAAGGAUGUGUGAUUGUGUGAGGUGGUGUGGUACCCCUGGAGGAUUUAUUUAUGACUGCCGUAUUUAUUUUUAAUUUUUUCCGUGGCAAAGUGUGAAAUGUUUUCUCCUGUGUCGUAUCAGUAGUGAUGGCUGUGGGUUCUUUGGUUGUCAGUGGAGGUGAAGUCUGGAUCCACACUAUGGAAGAAGAUAAAGGAGAAUAAUCUUUUUUUUUUUUUGGAGGGAGAUUUUUCUCUCGCUUCUCUCACACAUUCUCACUUUUGCUGUGGAGGACAGACUUUACGGAACUGCCAUCUCAGAGAGAAAGGGACUAAAAGCAGUUUCAAAGGGUAUGAUGAGAUAUAGACUAUACACAACUGUCUAGCUGCAUGGUUCCCCAUCCAAACACACAUGCACCCACACAGUAUAUAAAUAGUGUGUGUAUGAAGUAUACAUACAUUUAAACACAAACCAGUAUGGGUUAAGUUCUCUCUGCCAUGCAGGGUUAUAAUACACCAUUUAUACCACAUUGCAAGUAUGGAUGAGUAAAUACUAAUUGAUAGCUUGUACUAACCAGUAGAUCACUCUCUCUUGCUCUCUUUAUUUUUGAGGGGUUUCGCAGUAUUCCUUCUCCUCAAAACAUUAAUUAGCCAGCUAAGGACUUGAGACUCGGGCCUCUUCCCCAUGUACAUUGGUACAUCUGAAAACAUGUGGUAUUUGUCCAUACGACUAGAAAGAACUGUUUUUAAAAAAAUUCACCCUGGAAGGAGUUUUCCAGAAACGUUGUUUUCAGUGACAUGAAAUGAAAUGCCGUUGUGGUGUAGCUGGGAGGCCGAACAUAGAAAAUACUUUAAAAUGCCCAUAUAGUAUGUGCAGACAUGGCCUCAGACUUGAGUCGCUAAUUGAGACUUAACUUGGACUCCCCUGCUAUGUUGACUUGACUUUCUUGAGAAUUGACUUGAGUCUGUCUAGAGACUUGAAAGCAAAGUUUUUCUCAGAUUCUUAAGGCUAUGAUAAAUGAUAAUGGUUCAGUAUGCACAUGGCUAAUAAGCAUAUUGAAUUCACAAUUUGCCUAAGCCAAACGAGCUUUGGAUCACAUUAAGUUUAAGAUUGGCAAAGACAUUCCCCUGGCAGCAUGUUGUCCAGUGCUUAUCCCAGUACUCAGUUCCUUGAAAAGCAGUUCCUGGGAAUAAAGAUUCCUAGUCCUAUGGUUGGAAGCACGGCUCUCUGUCCCUUAAGCUUUGUUUAGCCUGCUGCUUGUUGGCACAGUUCUGCCCACGAUGCCUGAAGCCGGUUGUGGACAACAAGUGGUUCACUGACGAUAACUUGAUGAUCCAAGAUGAAGUUAUGUUGAAUAAAUGAUUACUAAAUGGUAGUUACUGUAAAAUGUUUCUCCUACAUCAGAACAGCCUGAAAGGAUUAGGUCCAACAGCAAUCAAGCUUAGCCAAGAAUAGGCUCCAGCUGAUAAGGGGAGCAGCAAACAAUACAUUCUUCAUUGCUUUCCCUAUAUGUAGUCGAGUGUGAUCUUGAGCCAAUACAACAAAAAUGAAUUAAAUAAAACGAGUAGCCAAUAGUUUCGCUAUGGUUACGUCUUGAGGAUUUGCGAUACCCCCUUACUGACUUGGACUUGUCCUUAGCCCUAGUUCAGAUUUCUUAUUAGUCAUAGAACUGUUUUGAUGAUGAUAAGAUUAUGAUUACUUUUUGGUCUUGAUAUUUUACACCUUACAAUCAAUUAUAUUUGGACUCAAAGACUUUAAAUGCCACUAGGAGAACAAAUUAUCCAGACUGACUAUACAGGUUUCGCAGCGCUGAGGAGGGAAAAUAAAAGGGAGUACAAAAAAAACGAAAAAGAUUGUUGGAGAGUGACAAUUGUGUCGCAACGAUGUUUCACUGAUGAUCUAUUGAACCGCAAACUCUGAAUCUGCGGAAGUUCCUCCGUUAAUAUGAAGCUCUGUGCACCCAAACUCUAAUGAUCCUCUUUGCUCUAGAAGAAAAACAAAACACGCAACAUACAAAAAAUAAUCGGGCAGAUUUUAAUCAACUGAAAUAUCUGGUUAGAGUAUGAGUGUGAGAGUGUAUGUGUGUGUGUGUGUGUGUGUGUGUGUGAAUAUGAUUUUCAUUUUUUCUACAACCCCUCCUUCCUCCAGUCAGUUAUUGUGAAUAGUUUUGGAGGGGAGCCCUAUUCAUUGCGAUUGUAAUAUAUACAUCUGUUUAUAUGUACAUGUGUCUUGUAGCCUCUCUGCUUUAUUCCUGUGACUAGUUGCACCUCUCUUGUUGACGCCUCCGGUGGCUUGAGCAGUUGACACACUUAGCAGUGGUCGUGUUUUGAUUGUGAUGAUUGCUGCGAAAAGAGGAAAUGUACAUUUCUUUGACCCUAAUGAGUGCAAAAAAACUGGAGUAUUGCCUUUGAACUCUUUGAGUCCCCUUUUAACUGUCCUUAAUCGCUAUGACACAUCCUUUCCCAAUAUUCUGCUAUUUUACCAUGUAAUACUCAUACGGUCCAGCGGUUGGUUUAGUUGUACCUGUAUUUAAUUUCAAGUAUCCUCCUUUUUUGCCGUUUUUAUUUUUACACUUUCCACAUUGUAUUUAUGCCAUUACAUUACAUGGUUUAAUAAUAUAAUGAUACUAAUACUGAGAAAUGGAUGAGAGCAUUUUUUUGUUGAAAGGUCUGCAGGUGAAAUGGCAUGUAUUGAUGGUUUUAUUAUUAUAUUAGGUCUAAAAGAUGAUAAUCUGAUGAACCUUCUCCGAUAUAUUUUUCUUUAAAUUCCUCAACCACA
Molecule: messenger RNA, 5630 nt
Organism: Gadus macrocephalus (Pacific cod)
Lineage: Eukaryota; Metazoa; Chordata; Actinopteri; Gadiformes; Gadidae
Gene: jakmip2
Product: janus kinase and microtubule interacting protein 2
Exons: 24
Coding region: 409-2877 (822 amino acids)
Molecular function (GO): microtubule binding; kinase binding
Source: RefSeq, a predicted model, not a curated record